AUGGCUCGCAUCUUCAUCACUGGUUCCAGCGACGGCAUCGGACAGGCGACGGCCAAGCUCCUCGCCGACAAAGGCCACUCAGUCGUCCUUCACGCGCGGAAUGCAGACCGCGCUGCGACCACCCGCAAGUCCGUCCCGAACGCAGAGGCCGUGCUCGUGGCCGACUUGCGCUCGAUCGCAGAAACCAAGAAACUCGCCGAGGAAGCCAAUGCCCUGGGAAACGGGCGCUUCGAUGCGAUCAUCCACAAUGCCGGCAUUGGCUACGGCUCCACGUCCAGCCGCGAGAUCACCGCGGACAAGAUAUCCGCGGUCUUCGCGGUGAACACGCUCGCGCCGUACAUCCUCACCUGCCUGAUGCACAAGCCCACGUCGCGGCUGCUCUACAUGAGCUCCGACAGCCACUACGGCGGCGAUGAGUCCCUGCGCAAUGUCACACAGUCGCAUUCGUACAGCGACAGCAAAUUGCACGAUACCAUGCUGGCGAAUGCCUUUGCCCGCCGAUGGGGGGAUGAAAUCCAGGUCGUGAGUAUGCACCCCGGCUGGGUACGGACCAAGAUGGGAGGCACCAUGGCGCCUGGUGGGAUGGAUACACCGGCCAAGGCGCUGGCGGAUUGGGCAGUCGGACAGGGAAGUUUGGCCAGCCUGAAGAGCGGAACGUUCUUCACCACGCGAGGCGCAGAGUCGGCGCAUCCUGGAGCUGGAAAUGUCAGCAAGCAAGAGGAGUUGUUGAAGAUUUGCAAGGAGGUAUCUGGGGUAUCUAUUCCGGGGGAGUAG
Messenger RNA from Aspergillus terreus NIH2624, 774 nucleotides. RefSeq lists its product as uncharacterized. NCBI's taxonomy places the organism in Eukaryota, Fungi, Ascomycota, Eurotiomycetes, Eurotiales, Aspergillaceae. The transcript has a single exon. The record is from RefSeq and is a predicted model, not a curated record. Bases 1 to 774 code for a protein of 257 amino acids.